CAAAACUGGAAUGAAUUAGGCUGAGAUGACAUUAGACUUCACUCCCUCUGCACAAGCCCCUGCUCUGUGGCUCUCUGGAACAGACUGCAAGCAUGGAUCUGGAACACAAUCAGUCCACAGAUUACUAUUAUGAGGAAAAUGAAGUAAAUGGCACUCAGGAUUAUAGUCAGUAUGAAACGCUCUGUGUCAAAGAGGAGGUCAGAAAUUUUGCCAAGGUAUUCCUGCCUGCCUUCUACGCAGUGGCUUUUAUUGCCGGAAUUGCAGGAAAUUCCACAGUGGUGGCUAUCUACGCCUACUACAAGAAACAGAAAACCAAGACUGACGUGUAUAUCAUAAAUCUAGCAGUGGCCGAUUUGCUUCUGCUCAUCACCUUGCCAUUUUGGGCGGUGAACGCAGUGCGUGGUUGGGUACUAGGGAUACCAAUGUGCAAACUGACUUCAGCCUUAUUCACCAUAAACUUUGUCUCUGGAAUGCAGUUUCUGGCCUGCAUCAGCAUGGACAGGUACUGUGCAAUAACUAAAGCUCCAGGUCAUCAACGAGUUGGAAGACCGUGCUGGAUCAUCUGUGUCAGCGUCUGGCUCAUUGCAAUAUUGCUGAGUGUACCUCAACUAGUUUUUAAUACAGUGAAUGACAAGAAGAGAUGCCUGCCUACAUUUUCACACCACAUAGGAACAACAAUUAAGGCAUCGAUUCAGAUUCUGGAAAUUUGCAUAGGUUUUGUCUUACCCUUUCUCAUAAUGGCAGUUUGCUAUUCUCUGACCGCGAGGGCACUUGUCAAGAUACCCAACCUGAAGAAAUAUCGGCCCCUCCAGGUCCUACUGGCGGUAGUGGUUGUUUUCAUUGUCACUCAGCUGCCAUAUAACAUCGUCAGGUUCUGGCAAGCCAUCGACAUCAUCUAUUCGCUGAUUAUUGACUGUGAAAUGAGUAAGCGUAUGGAUGUGGCCAUGCAAAUCACAAAAAGCUUGGCCCUUUUUCAUAGCUGUCUCAAUCCAAUCCUGUAUGCUUUUAUGGGAUCUUCUUUUAAAAUGCACAUUACCAAAAUGGUGAAGAAAUAUGGCUACUGGAGGAGACAGAGACAAAAUCCAGAAGACAUUCCCUUUGAUUCCGACGGACACAUGGAGACAACAAGUACUUUUAGUAUCUAGCAGACAGGCUGUUUUCUUUGUUCACUGGGGUGGCAUGAUGCUGCUCAAUGUAUUCUAAUAUGGGAGAACAUAUCUGUAUUUAUCAGACUCAAAUUUCAGUGUGGGACACUAAGACAUAUAUCUAGACAAGACAGUUUUGCAUCUUGCAGCAAAAACACAGCAUAGAAAUAUAAGCCACGUUCCCCCUUGUGACCUCAAAAAAUCUAGCAGUGCACUAAAUGAAUUAAAACAAUAACAACUACAGGAGGAAGAAAGGAAACCAGCAGAGACCUGGGAAAUGAACAAGCAAAGAAAACUCCUAAGCAAUAAAAGACACAGCACAGGGUAAGAGAAUGCUAAGAGAAAUCUCUGAAGGUAGAGAAUAAUCUGUAAUAAAUAAAAUCACAGAAAGAGGGCUACAGCAUACAUGACAACUCUUAAGAAUCGUUGGAAGGCCUAGUAAAACAAUCAAGGGAAUAGAUAAAGAGGGAAAUUAGAGCCCUCAGCGAAAAACUCAAAAUGAGAAUGAGUGGCUUAGAACAGAAGUUGGAAGACCCUGGCCAAGCAGGAGACACCUACAAAAAGAACAGAGGAGAUAGUGUUCGAAAAUGGUUAUUACAGCAAAGUCAAAAGAGAACAACAGUGGAAAAACAUGUGAGAUCUCUUUGGUCAAAAAUAAAAAUCUUAGACGUAUUCCAGAAAAGACAAAAGAGCACUAACUGAUUAUCAAAUAAAGAGAAAAACUACGAUACCUUCAUCUAGCCAUUACAUCAAAAAGGUGAAUUUACUCACUACAAAAAAACCAACCAACCAACCAAUCAAAAAAAAAAAACCCUCAAGAAAAUAAAAAAGGUAAACACUAAUUUAUCCAGCUACAGAAACCGAGAGUAGCAGGUAGCACAAUUAGAGGUAAAACCAACGGUUGGCAGAAGGGACCACUGAGAAGAGAGCAGGCACUGAGGGGAGGCUAGCCAGAGGCCCCUGAGGAGAGGCAAACAUAGAGCUGGGAAGCCUUCCAGCUCCCAUGGCCUCUGACAGCUUAAGCCAGGAAGACCCAGGUCAGUCCAUCAGGCACUGUCCCACAGGGCCAGAAGACCUCAGUGCUAUAGUGAUGAAUCCACAGCCUGGGUGGUUAAGCACCCAAGAAGCAUGGACUAGGAAGGGAGUCAGAAAAAAGGCAAACCUUCUAUUUAGAGGAUUACUCUACAUUAUAUUAGGUGCUGAAAGUUUGUAGCUACAGAAAUUACCUGCCCCUGAGAGCCUUGAAAAACUCAGCACUCUGUACAAAGAGGAUGCAGGUGAACCUGGGACCUGCUGGCAUGGGUGUGAGGGGAACCAGGCAGUGGGCCCACCAUCUCGUACAAGUGUACAGAAGCAGUCAGACUCUAGCCAUGACAAAAAAUCCUAAUUUAGGAAGGAAAGCAUGAAAUAUGAAUAAACAGAAGAAAACAUUUAUGACAAAAAGAAAAAGGCAUCCAGGGACUUUCACUGUACAAGUCUAGAGGAAGAGACUAAGUUUACAGUGACUACAGGCAGAACUUCAAACAGAAGUAUAAUUGCCCACAAGCUCUAUUAAAAUUUCUAGAAGGGAUGAAACAAGAAAUAAACAGAAUAUGUACAAAGUAAAUUAAAACUCUAGAAGAAAGAACUGGAAAAAGAGUGAACAGUUUAGUAGAAGAGAUGAAAUUUUAUACAAGUGACAGACCCUCUGGAAAUGAGAAUAGACCAAACAGAAAUAAAUGACUCCAGGAGAUAACAAGAAAUGUCAAAACAAAGUGAAAAGAAUUUUAAAAAGAAGAAAAUAUAAGGCAUCUCCUAAUAAAAACAACUCACCUAGAAAACAGAUCACAACUCUCUAAGAACAAUUAGACUAAAAACCACGACAAAAGAAAUUCAGGAUAAAUGAAAACCACCCAGACCUAUUAGAACCAGUCACCUCCUGAAAGAAACCCCCAAAUGAAAAUUCCCAGGAACAUUAUGGACCAAAUCUAGAGCUUGUAUGUUAAAAGUAAAAAAUGCUAUGCACAGGCAGAAGGAAAAAUAGCUUCUUGAUUUACCAGUUGAAUGAUUUAAAAAUUUUUUCUUUGAUGGUUCACCAUAUCUGUUUGGGGGUUUUGGGGGAGGAGGUAGUGGUGUUUUCCUUGAGUUUUUUUUGAUUGGUUUGUUUCAUACCCAUUUCACUGAUGUAGUCUUUCUCUUAUUUAUUGUUGAAAGUGUAUAGAUUUUCUAUUGUUAAAUUUUUUAAGUAUUUAAAUUUUCUACUUAGAAUUGUUUUGAGAGAUUCCUAACGGUUUUGUUAUGUUCUCUUAUUAUUUUGAUGAAACUUAAUAUUGUCUUUAAUUCUUUGACCUGUGAAUUCUUUAGAUUAAGUUGUUUAGUCACCAAAUCAUUUUUAAUGCUUCCUUUAGGGCCUACAUAAUUUUUUUAUAGUGUGAUCCCUAAAGAAUAUUUUAAAUAUUUCUGUUUUCCCACAUUUUUGAGGUUAUUAUACACCGAAACUGGUUAAUUUUUGUAAAUGUGCCAUGCAGAACUGAGAUUAUGUAUAUUCCUUUUCCCAUUAAAUAAACCAGAGAUCAAUCAUA
Molecule: messenger RNA, 3706 nt
Organism: Trichosurus vulpecula (common brushtail)
Lineage: Eukaryota; Metazoa; Chordata; Mammalia; Diprotodontia; Phalangeridae
Gene: ACKR4
Product: atypical chemokine receptor 4
Exons: 2
Coding region: 93-1145 (350 amino acids)
Biological process (GO): G protein-coupled receptor signaling pathway; immune response; chemotaxis
Cellular component (GO): membrane
Molecular function (GO): chemokine binding; scavenger receptor activity; chemokine receptor activity
Source: RefSeq, a predicted model, not a curated record